Arabidopsis thaliana (thale cress) is the source of this 1132-nucleotide messenger RNA. RefSeq names its product NAD(P)-binding Rossmann-fold superfamily protein. The transcript has 2 exons. Lineage: Eukaryota; Viridiplantae; Streptophyta; Magnoliopsida; Brassicales; Brassicaceae. Bases 263 to 1126 code for a protein of 287 amino acids. The record is from RefSeq and is marked reviewed.
CCACUGAGUGACCUUCUCGUCGAAGCUCUCGUGCCGCUACUAGUCCGGCGGGUCCAGCACCGAUAACCGCCACGUGGUGUGAUCUGGUUGGUGAUAAUGCAGACGUAGAUUGCCACGUUUUGGUUGAUAGAGAGAAAUGCUUUUAUUAUAUAACUUGUGUCAUUGUAUUUCUUCUCCACCGAGACAGUGAAACAUCAAUCAAUAUGAGCAAUCAUCAAACUGUGAGAUUUCUUUUCUCUCAUUUUGCCCUUCCACUUUCUUGAUGAUUGUUUGUUUUUUUUGUGGACAGAAGCAGGUAUUGAAGCAAUUGGAGCCAUGGUGUGAACUUAAAGAUAAAGUGGUUCUUGUGACAGGUGCUUCCUCUGGUAUAGGGAGAGAGAUCUGUCUUGAUCUAUGCAAAGCUGGUUGUAAGAUUGUAGCAGCAGCUCGUCGUGUUGAUCGUCUCAACUCUCUCUGUUCUGAAAUCAACAGCUUUGGUGCUAUCGGAGUCCAAGCCGUAGCACUUGAGCUAGACGUUUCAUCAGAAGCAGACACUAUUCGAAAAGCGGUUAAAGAAGCUUGGGAAACCUUUGGAAAGAUCGAUGUUUUGAUCAAUAAUGCCGGAAUCAGAGGCAAUGUCAAGUCGAGUUUGGAUUUGUCAGAAGAAGAAUGGGACAAAGUCUUUAGAACCAACUUAACCGGAUCUUGGUUAAUAUCCAAAUACGUCUGCCUUUUGAUGCGUGACGCUGAGCGCGGGGGCUCGGUGAUUAACGUCUCGUCGAUCUCUGGGCUUCAUCGCGGUUUGUUGCGCGGUGGACUAGCGUAUGCUUGUUCCAAAGGUGGUGUUGACACCAUGACGAGGAUGAUGGCUAUUGAGUUAGCUGUUUAUAAGAUCAGAGUGAACUCGAUCGCACCGGGGAUUUUCAGGUCAGAGAUCACACAAGGUCUUUUCCAGAAAGAGUGGCUCAAGAAGGUUACGGAAAAGGUUGUACCAUUAAAGAUGCAACAGACUGUGGAUCCGGGGCUUACAUCUCUUGUUCGCUAUCUCAUUCACGAUUCUUCUCAAUAUGUCACCGGGAAUACAUACAUUGUCGAUUCCGGAACUACACUGCCCGGUGUGCCCAUUUUUUCUUCUCUUUCUCCGUAGAUUCAA